Messenger RNA from Paramisgurnus dabryanus, 2840 nucleotides. It is a transcript of the gene mxra8a, whose product is annotated as matrix-remodelling associated 8a. Gene Ontology annotation, cellular component: cell surface; membrane. The record is from RefSeq and is a predicted model, not a curated record. Gene Ontology annotation, biological process: cell differentiation; cell adhesion. NCBI's taxonomy places the organism in Eukaryota, Metazoa, Chordata, Actinopteri, Cypriniformes, Cobitidae.
UAAACACUGAUGAUGGUAAGUCAGACUGCUGCUGCUGAUGUCGCUGGUCGACAAACAGCAAGUCCUCGCCUUCAUUGUAGGUGUUUGUCUGGUGAAUCCAGCUUUGCUAGUCAGUUUUUUGACCCUUUCAGAGCAUCCCUUUAGUGAUAUCAACCCAAGUGGAUAUCGGACAUGAAAAACGUUGCUGUGGCUUUGUGCGCUGGAGCGCUUCAGGUUCUGGCCUUGUUCCACUUCAGCCCUGUGCUAGCCCAAAAUGAUGGCAGUGGUGUGGUGGUGGCCAUGUACAAUAUCAGCGCUCCCCAGGGAUCUCGGACGGUGUUGCAGUGUCAUAGUCAGCGCAUGGUGUGGACCCAAGACCGCCUGAAAGACCGUCAGCGUGUAGUACACUGGGAUCUUCUCCGUAGUGGCCCAGAUCAUGCAAUGGAGCGUGUUGUCGAUAUGUUUUCUGCCGGUGACCAGCGCAUCUACAAUGGUUACAACCAGGGACGCAUUAGCAUGACAAAGACUGCUUUCAGGGACGGCAACUUCUCUUUAGUAAUCAAAGGUGUUGCUAUGAGUGACAAAGGAAUCUACUCGUGUAACCUGCAUCAUCAUUACUGCCACCUCUAUGAGUCAAUCAAAGUGCAGCUUAAUGUCACCAAGUCAGCUCGUAAGGAGAAGAAGUUCUGGGAUGGUCAGAAGGCUGUGUUUGUGGUUUUGGUAGGCAGCACUGUGGUCCUUCCGUGUGUUAACCGUCGUCCCAUCUGGACAGAAGGCAACAGUCAGGAGGACCAGCAGCAGGUGGUGCACUGGGACCGUCAGCCACCAGGGGUCCGUCACGACCGUGCCGAUCGCCUCAUCGAUCUGUACGCUUCCGGCGAGAGACGUCAUUAUGGGCCGCUGUUCGUUCAGCGUAAAAUGAAUAUAUCAGCGACGGCGUUCUCACAGGGAGAUUUCUCUCUCAUCAUCUCAGCCAUCCAGCUCUCGGAUCAAGGUCUAUACUCCUGCCAUCUCCAUCAUCACUACUGUGGCCUGCAUGAGAGGCGCAUCUUCCAGCUUACUGUGACCCCUCCCAUUCCUGAGGAACCAACUGAUGAACCUCAAUUUCUUCCCAGUGAAGAUCAAAACACAAACGUGGUGGAGGUGCCACAUGUCAUUAAUGUCAUCCUGCCGGAUCAGAGGAGUCAUUUUCUGCAGCAGCUGGGGUACAUUCUGGCCACACUCCUCCUCCUGGCAUUGUCUGUGCUGGCUAUCAUUCUCCUCACACGGCGUAGAAAAAGACAAGGCCAAGAGUUCGAUCCACGGAAAGUUGAAAACUCACCUUUACCAGUGGUGAAGUAUGUGAGCCAAACAUCAUGUGUUAGAAAGGAUUGUGCCUCAGAGAUGAAGUCAAACAACCAAGAGGAAACAAAGCUGGACUACAAGAACAAUAUUCUGAAAGAAGCAGAAAUGUCCAAAUUGUGUCCCCCUAAAUUCGACGACCUAGACAAAGAGACAGAGAAGCCGUCUUGGAAAUAAGAUGCACUUUGUCUCUGGCUGGUCCAGGGACAGACUGGGAAUAAACAAGAAUGGAACAACGAUGGGUGAAAACAUGGCAAGGAUGAACAGAAGAAGAGAGGAACAUGGUUGUACAAUUCCUUAUGUAUUCCUUUUGAGCAGUGACACAGCAGUAUGCACCAGACUCUGUAUUUUGGAUAGUAAAUGGCAAUCUGUUAUUGUAAGAACAUAGUACUGAAAAAUGUAAUGCCCAGCAAGUGGCACACACUCUAUGAGUGGAAAAUACCUAAAGGUACAUCAUGAACUACAGUAAGUGUCAGAAUGUUUCAUUUGUGUGAGAUAUCGGUCAUGCAUAGGUUGAGGUCUGACUGGGUUGUGACAUUGACAGAAUAGUUAGCACAAAAUGUCAGGUUAAAUGCAUUUAACUUUAGUGCCUUAAGUAAUACACUAAGCUUUACCGUUAUGCUUAUUUGUAAAUAUGGAAUGCAUCAUAAACACUUCAAUUUGCAUCUCUCUACUGUUUUAAACUAAUGACAUUUCAUAACAAGUAAUUAAAUAUAUAGUUGCAUGUUUGACGCUAUUGUAACUUCACCAUUUUUCUUUACUUCACUAAAGAUGUAUAAGGGCGCUAAAUAUGAAUUUAUUCCAGUUUACACUACAUACAAUGUCCUUAUUUGUUUUUCAGUUGUUAAAUGUUAUGUUAUUGUAGUCUUAAAUCAAUACAUUCUCUCAAUUCUUUAUUAACCAAACACUAACUAUGUUACCACUAGAAAGCUGCAUUUCACUUUAUUUUAGAACGCUAAAAUAAAAAAAUGCCAUCUCUGUUAUCAAAAUUUCAAUGUUACAGUUUGCUAAUAUUGUUUACUUUUCUGUUUAUUUCUGUCAUCCUAGCAGUUCCUGUAACGUGUUUGCUUGUAUGCCUACAUACAACUCUAUGUUAAGAGACAGGUCAGCUUUAAAGAAAACAUUAUGCAAGGCACAAUUAAAACAUAAGCUAACUGUUUUUUUUUAGGUUGAUCAAACUGUGUUAAUAUGUAAUUUGUACAGCCAUUAAGGUAAAACAAGCCAUUCUGUUCCUGGAAGCACAACAACACUUUACAUGUUUCAACUUUUCCUAUGCAAACACAUGCAUUCCCUCUUCGGCACGUUAGUAGGUACUCCAGGAUGGGAAAUUAUGGGGUCAGAUAUGGGAGACAUCCAAAAUUUGCAUUGUUGGUGUGCCUAAAGGAACAAGAUUGGGAAACGCUUAUGUAGUAUGUAGUAAUGGAUUUUCCAACACCAUUACCAUCCUAAAACGCUAAUUUUCCAGUCUACUGCUGAUGUUCUCUCAUUUAAGCAGAAUAAAAGAAAUCUUUGAAAAAUCA